GAACUACUUAAAUACGGAGUACUAUGCAAAAAGCAAAAUUUCUCUCAUACGGAGUAUAUCGUAGACCUCAUAGAAUAGGCAGCAUAUUUCCUGACAACCUUCAUGGAAUUGGCGACGGCGUCAAAGCCGAAAGGUCGACAGUGCGUUAUCUGUAACGAAAGACGCGCCGCCCUGAAACGCCCUAAAAACCUUCAACCUAUAUGUAGGGAGUGCUUCUACGCAGCUUUUGAAGAGGAGAUCCACAUGGUUAUCGUAGAAAACCACCUCUUCAAGCCUGGCGAACGCAUCGCUAUUGGUGCUUCCGGUGGAAAAGAUUCUACGGUGCUUGCUUAUGUCUUGUCAGAGCUGAAUCAAAGGCAUAACUAUGGACUUGAACUCUUCCUUUUAUCUGUGGAUGAAGGCAUCACUGGAUACCGAGAUGAUUCUCUUAAAACUGUUAAAAGAAAUGAAAUUCAGUAUGGACUUCCACUAAAAGUCAUUUCCUAUAACGAGUUGUAUGGGUGGACAAUGGAUGAAAUAGUAAAGUUGAUAGGUCUGAAGAACAACUGCACUUUUUGUGGUGUUUUUCGUCGCCAGGCCCUUGACCGAGGUGCUGUUUUACUGAAAGUGGACAAGUUAGUAACUGGGCAUAAUGCUGAUGAUAUAGCAGAAACAGUCCUUUUGAACAUUUUGCGUGGGGAUAUUGCCAGGCUGAGUAGAUGUACAUCUGUAAUUACUGGGGAAGAUGGACCGAUUCCAAGAUGCAAGCCUUUCAAGUACACCUACGAGAAGGAAAUUGUUAUGUAUGCUUACUUUAAAAAGUUGGAUUACUUCUCCACUGAAUGUAUUUACUCUCCGAAUGCAUACCGUGGCUUUGCUCGCGAGUUCAUCAAGGAUUUAGAGAGAAUCAGGCCACAGGGCAUACUGGAUAUUAUAAAAUCUGGCGAGGGCUUUCGGAUCUCAACAUCCACAAAAAUGCCAGAACUAGGAAAUUGUGAGCGGUGUGGUUAUAUUUCAAGCCAGAAAUGGUGCAAAGCGUGUGUUUUGCUGGACGGGCUAAACCGGGGCUUACCCAAGCUGGGAAUUGGCCGUAGUCGAUGACAAAGCAAUACCGAGAACGCAUAUCAAGAAAACGGGACCACAAAUUUGCAUAGAAAACAAUGUGGUGGUACUUUGAAAUUCUAAUACCAAAGGUUUUGCUCGGUAUUUAUUUAUCAUUUCUAUAAUCAACAUAAUUUCGUCAUUUCGACAAACUCUUCAUAUAUACUCCUACCAUGUAAAGUAAGUAGUUG
Cuscuta europaea is the source of this 1271-nucleotide messenger RNA. The record is from the annotation of a GenBank genome assembly. NCBI's taxonomy places the organism in Eukaryota, Viridiplantae, Streptophyta, Magnoliopsida, Solanales, Convolvulaceae.